GUGAUUCUGCCCGACAGCUCUGAUCCCACCAUUCGCCCCUUCCGUGAUUCACAUCCGCCCUGUCCUCUUCUACCUUAUAAUCCCGCUUCCCAUCUUUCCCGCCUUUCCCACUUCUCUUUGCUUCUCUUUCUUCCUUCGCCCACCUGUUCCGUCUACCCCAGACAACCGCGCAUCCUUCCAAUUUUCAUCAACCAACCAUCAACAACAACCUCUCUCUACCACUUUACAUCCUUCAAACCCUUCUAUCAACAUGACUGGACGCGGUAAAGGCGGAAAAGGCCUCGGAAAGGGUGGUGCCAAACGCCACCGAAAGAUUCUUCGCGACAAUAUCCAGGGCAUCACCAAGCCUGCCAUCCGUCGUUUGGCUCGUCGUGGCGGUGUCAAGCGUAUCUCUGCCAUGAUCUACGAAGAGACUCGCGGUGUCCUCAAAUCCUUCCUCGAAUCAGUCAUCCGUGAUGCUGUCACCUACACUGAACACGCAAAGAGAAAGACCGUCACAUCUCUUGACGUCGUCUAUGCCCUCAAGCGUCAAGGCCGCACCCUCUACGGUUUUGGUGGCUAAAUGCACUACCAUUUUUGGCAACUCUAUUAGAUUACUACAAUGGUCACGGGUUAUGGUGCUUCAUGGUUGAUGACUGGCGCAAUGGGUUUCGUACUUGCAGCUUGACUGCACCUGGGAUUUGAUGGAUUUUUCAAGUUCUGCUUUUGACCAAAAGGCUGUAUCUUGAAUGGGAGAUCUGUAACCUCCCUAUUACAGAGCUUGCAGCAUCAGCUAAGCUAGGUAGUCAAAUGCAUCAUCAAUUUCAGAGAAUGUAAAA
Messenger RNA from Exophiala mesophila, 818 nucleotides. RefSeq names its product histone. The transcript is spliced from 3 exons. Bases 251 to 562 code for a protein of 103 amino acids. Gene Ontology annotation, molecular function: structural constituent of chromatin; DNA binding; protein heterodimerization activity. Gene Ontology annotation, biological process: nucleosome assembly. Gene Ontology annotation, cellular component: nucleosome. Lineage: Eukaryota; Fungi; Ascomycota; Eurotiomycetes; Chaetothyriales; Herpotrichiellaceae. The record is from RefSeq and is a predicted model, not a curated record.